Messenger RNA from Gavialis gangeticus (Gharial), 1939 nucleotides. It is a transcript of the gene TENT5A, whose product is annotated as family with sequence similarity 46 member A. The coding region runs from base 1 to 1254 and encodes 417 amino acids. Gene Ontology annotation, molecular function: RNA binding; poly(A) RNA polymerase activity. The transcript is spliced from 3 exons. The record is from RefSeq and is a predicted model, not a curated record. NCBI's taxonomy places the organism in Eukaryota, Metazoa, Chordata, Crocodylia, Gavialidae. Gene Ontology annotation, biological process: mRNA stabilization.
AUGACCAAGAGGACAGCUCUGGUUUCAGCGGAGCACAAGGCAUUGGAUAUGGCUCGAGGUGAUGACGGCGCCCGCAGCGGCGGCGGCCGCGGGGACUGCAGCGCGCACUGCAACGUGCUGAGCUGGGAGCAAGUGCAGCGCCUGGACCGCGUCCUCGGCGACACCAUCCCCAUCCACGGCCGCGGCAACUUCCCCACGCUGGAGGUGCAGCCGCGCCAGAUCGUGAAGGUGGUGCGGAGCCGCCUGGAGGAGAAGGGCAUCGCGCUGCGGGACGUGCGCCUCAACGGCUCGGCCGCCAGCCACAUCCUGCACCAGGACAGCGGCCUGGGCUACAAGGACUUGGACCUCAUCUUCUGCGCCGUCCUCAAGGGGGAAGCCGAGUUUCAGACUGUGAAGGACGUGGUCUUGGACUGCCUUUUGGAUUUCUUACCCGAGGGAGUGAACAAGGAGAAGAUCACCCCGCUCACCCUGAAGGAAGCUUAUGUGCAGAAAAUGGUAAAAGUAUGCAAUGAUUCAGACCGGUGGAGUCUCAUCUCCCUGUCCAACAACAGCGGCAAAAAUGUGGAGCUGAAAUUUGUGGACUCCCUGAGGAGGCAGUUUGAGUUCAGUGUAGACUCCUUUCAGAUCAAGCUAGACUCCCUUCUGCUUUUCUAUGAAUGCUCAGAGAAUCCAAUGACUGAAACUUUUCACCCAACUAUCAUUGGUGAGAGUGUCUAUGGGGAUUUCCAAGAAGCCUUUGAUCACCUGUGCAACAAGAUAAUUGCCACCAGAAACCCAGAAGAAAUCAGAGGAGGUGGCCUUCUUAAGUACUGCAACCUGUUGGUAAGGGGCUUCAGGGCUGCCUCAGAAUCUGAGAUCAAGUCCCUUCAGAGAUAUAUGUGUUCAAGGUUUUUCAUUGACUUCUCAGACAUUGGAGAACAGCAAAGAAAGCUGGAGUCUUACUUGCAGAACCACUUUGUGGGAUUAGAAGACCGCAAGUAUGACUAUCUCAUGACCCUUCAUGGUGUGGUGAAUGAGAGCACGGUGUGCCUGAUGGGACAUGAGAGAAGACAGACUCUAAAUCUUAUCACUAUGCUGGCCAUUCGGGUCUUAGCUGAACAAAAUAUCAUCCCCAAUGUGGCCAAUGUCACCUGCUAUUACCAGCCAGCCCCAUAUGUAGCAGAUGCCAAUUUUAGCAAUUACUAUAUUGCCCAGGUUCAGCCAGUGUUCACAUGCCAGCAGCACACAUAUUCUACUUGGUUGCCCUGUAAUUAAGGACCAUUUGAAUAUACCUGGUGGGGAGAACAUUUUUUUAACUAAUAGAGAGGGGUGACACACUCCUUACAAUGGGGUGAUUUUUGUGCAAUGAUGAUCUGCUCUAGGUUUCAAGCUUGGUAAAGCUUGUAGUUCUUCUAAUAAAAAUAACGGGAGCAUGAUCUAGAAAAGAACCAAAAAUAACUGGAUUCUACCCCUGAGCACAAGAGGCCUGUCACUAAAAGCAAAUGGCUUCCCCUGAAAUAAACAUGGGAGGAAUGCAUGAUGACAAUAUGGGUUGGCGAUACCUGCUCCCAUAGCUUUGGCAUAGAGAAGUUUUGGGAAGCCUUUUUUUAUUUUACUUUACUUUCCCAAAGAAUGGGAUUUGCAAAAAGGGAGACCAUGGGAAGAAAAUGAAACAAAACCCCAACAUUAUAUAUAUUUUCAGGAAUUAAAAGUAGAGGCAUAAUGCAGAGAUAAGCUGAAAUAAAAUGUAUAUUGGAAUUACUGCAUUUGGGGCUUGCAGCAAGUGCUGUGUAUGGAAUGAUCAUGUAGGAUGUAUAGCUUGCUUGAAUAGAAUGCUUUAACAGAGAAACGGCUUGCUCCAGAUGAACAGUAGGAGAUUGGUACAGUUCUAAAAACGGGGAGGGAGGAGGGAAGGUAUGAUGACAAAGUCCAUUUAUUUCCAGCUGUGUGGAUGCUUCAC